CAUAGCCACAUCUGUAGAGUCAGCAUCAUUUUUAAUAUCCUGUUAGAAGAGGGGUAAAGAUGGCGGACGACCCCAGCGCGGCGGACAGGAAUGUGGAAAUCUGGAAGAUUAAGAAGUUGAUUAAAAGUCUGGAAGCAGCCAGAGGGAAUGGCACAAGUAUGAUCUCCCUCAUCAUCCCUCCGAAGGACCAGAUCUCGCGGGUGGCUAAAAUGCUGGCGGAUGAGUUCGGCACAGCCUCGAACAUCAAGAGCAGAGUAAAUCGACUUUCUGUGCUGGGAGCCAUCACCUCUGUCCAGCAGAGACUUAAACUCUAUAAUAAAGUUCCCCCCAAUGGACUGGUGGUGUACUGUGGGACCAUAGUGACAGAGGAGGGCAAAGAGAAGAAAGUCAACAUCGACUUUGAGCCUUUCAAGCCAAUCAACACGUCACUUUAUUUAUGCGACAACAAAUUCCACACGGAGGCCCUCACUGCGCUUCUUUCAGACGACAGUAAAUUCGGCUUCAUCGUGAUCGACGGUAGUGGAGCGCUCUUCGGAACCCUGCAAGGCAACACGAGAGAGGUGCUGCACAAAUUCACAGUAGAUCUGCCCAAAAAGCACGGAAGAGGAGGGCAGUCCGCUCUGCGAUUCGCCCGCUUGAGGAUGGAGAAGAGGCACAACUACGUGAGGAAGGUGGCGGAGACGGCUGUGCAGCUCUUUGUCUCAAACGAUAAGGUCAACGUAGCCGGGAUGGUUCUUGCUGGAUCAGCUGACUUCAAAACUGAGCUCAGUCAGUCAGACAUGUUUGACCCGAGGUUACAAGCCAAGGUGCUCAAACUGGUGGACAUUUCUUAUGGAGGAGAGAACGGCUUCAAUCAGGCCAUAGAACUGUCUGCAGAGGUGCUGUCCAAUGUCAAGUUCAUUCAGGAGAAGAAACUAAUAGGUCGUUAUUUUGACGAGAUCAGCCAGGACACUGGGAAGUACUGUUUUGGAGUGGAGGACACACUGAAAGCUUUGGAAAUGGGAGCUGUAGAGAUCCUCAUUGUAUAUGAGAACCUGGACACUAUGCGCUAUGUUCUACGAUGCCACGGUGCAGAAAGCAGUAAUCCUGAAAAUGAUGAGAAGACGCUGUAUCUGACACCGGAGCAGGAGAAAGAUAAAUCUCACUUCACAGACAAAGAGACGGGGCAGGAGCACGAACUCCUAGAGAGCAUGCCGCUGCUGGAGUGGUUUGCCAACAGCUACAAGAAAUUUGGGGCCACGCUGGAGAUCGUCACCGACAAGAGUCAGGAGGGCUCGCAAUUUGUGAAGGGCUUCGGCGGGAUUGGUGGAAUCCUGCGCUACAGGGUGGACUUCCAGGGCAUGGACUAUCAGGGAGAAGACGAUGAAAUCUUUGACUUAGAUGACUACUAGGUAGUCUGGACUGGCAGAGAAUUUUUUAACGUAAACCAUAUUUGCUCCACUGCUCUGGGGAGGAUGGGGAAGAGUGGAGAAAAUGAAUUAUAUGCAGAGAAGAAAAAUGGUAUUUGAAUAUGAAUCCCUGACCUUAAACACAGUGACUAUUUCCUGACUGGACAAGGUUAUGCAGCUCCCAACUCAUCAUUACCGUCACAGCAAACAUACGGACACGAUGUCAGAUUUUUUUCUUCCCACCUUUUCUAGACUCCUUGCUGCUGUGCUGUUUUAAGAGUUUCUGACUUUAUGACGUUUUAAAUAAAAUAUAAAUGCCCAGGAUCAAAUCUGCACGUCAUGUCCAGCAUCUAGACUCACAUUUCUUUACAGCUGAAUGAAUCUGGUGGCGCUCUGAGCCUCUAAAGGACCAUUACACAGCUGGAUCACCUCUUUGCCUCUCUGUGCUGCUGAAUUUAUGCUGACAGAUAUUUUUAUUGGCCUGUGCACCAUGUACUAACCCUUGGAAAUGUUCCUCAUACUGUUUGUGCCUGAAAAGGUGAAAUGUGGUGUGAGUGGAAAGCUACUGCACAGUUCACAGUAAUUCAGAUUUUUCUUUCAUGUCUUACGGUAUUUCGAUCAGAUUUUGAUAUUCUGUUAACUGACCGCUGGAUUAGUGACUUACCCAUGCUUAGAAAAGUCCUGUGAGGCACUGAUCAUGAAGGUGGUGCUAAAGUGUACAGAAUUAUGACAAUUAGACUGAAAACUAAUUCAACCCAAGUAUAUAAAUCACAACACUAGUCCAACACAGGCAAUGCACAUACUGUUGUAUGUUUCUAACACACGUUCUAGAGGUUAUAACAGUAAAAUGAGAACACCUGGGUGACACACUAUCAAAGCUGUUUUGUUUUUCCCUGACAGUUUUCUUGUCACACUUCAUGUUGAGCUGAUAGUGUCAUCAUUGUGUAAGAUUUAAAACUGCUGCCCCAUGAUACAUCAGAGAUAAACACAUUCACAAUCUGAGUGUAGAUGAUCUGAGUUCAGUCUCUACAAUUGUUAGUUUGUAUUAUGUUACAAAUUGCAUCCUGACCCAUUUUUAAAUGCAUCAACAUGUGAAAUCAUUCUUGUUUAGUAGAAAUUGUUUUCCGUAAGGACCUUUACUUUCUUGUUGGGUUAAAUCCCUGCAUCUGCCCUGCCAUGAAACUAAUCAGAUUCCAACCUUUAAAUCUGCCAGCAACAUUCAUUACAGUUAAUGGCAUGUUUGGUAGAUUUCUAAUAACUGUCAAACAUCAUCAAAAAAUACCGAAAACAUCACAAAUACAGCAAAAUGUCCUAUUCCACACGUAGGCUUCGCUGCAGCAUUGUCAUUCUAAUCUUAGAAACUCUGUAGUCUAAGAGAAAGUCGUACUCAAAAGAAUAUUUUAUAUUCAAAUAAAUAUUUGCUGUUUUUUCUUCUUCAUGCUCAAUCCAUCAAUAUUUUGUAUGAAUCAUUUGUUACGUGAGGUCACUGAUAUUAAACCCUCUUAUUGUUUGCACAUUU
Molecule: messenger RNA, 2907 nt
Organism: Trichomycterus rosablanca
Lineage: Eukaryota; Metazoa; Chordata; Actinopteri; Siluriformes; Trichomycteridae
Gene: etf1b
Product: eukaryotic translation termination factor 1b
Exons: 11
Coding region: 60-1391 (443 amino acids)
Biological process (GO): cytoplasmic translational termination
Cellular component (GO): translation release factor complex; cytosol
Molecular function (GO): translation release factor activity, codon specific; sequence-specific mRNA binding
Source: RefSeq, a predicted model, not a curated record